This is a messenger RNA of Alternaria incomplexa, 1458 nucleotides long. RefSeq lists its product as uncharacterized. The transcript has a single exon. The coding region runs from base 1 to 1458 and encodes 485 amino acids. Gene Ontology annotation, cellular component: nucleus. Lineage: Eukaryota; Fungi; Ascomycota; Dothideomycetes; Pleosporales; Pleosporaceae. The record is from RefSeq and is a predicted model, not a curated record. Gene Ontology annotation, biological process: regulation of DNA-templated transcription.
AUGUCGUCAGCAACAUCUCCACCGCCCAUCUUCCAGACCAACACCAUCCCGUUCAGCACGACUCUACCUCCGGCCAUACCGAGCCCUCUGAAGCGAAAGCCAUCAGCCGACCUCUCCCCUCCUCCUCGGGACUCUCCAAAGAGACGGCGACUGGACUCACAAAGGCCGUCCACCGAGGAGACCCAAUACUCUACAAAGCACUAUGCCGUCUAUUUCCACAAGCUUCUCGAAGAACCAAGCACCACCAGACCCCAGCUCCUCAGCGUAUCCCCCGUCUUCGAGACCACGCAGAAAGCCAUGCGCGACCACGCUACCCAAGGAAUCGAAGCAAACGUCCAAUGGGGAGCCACAAGAGAGCUAAGUAUCAAUCGUCUCUACGAGAUCAUGAAUAGCAGAAAUCAUGUGGUUCUACGCUACGAAAUGGACAUUGUUUUCCCCGCAGGCGAAAACGCGGACGGCGUCAAGCUUUGGACUCGUGCGAGCGAAUUGGACACUCUGCCAGUGCAGUAUGGUCUGUGUGUUGAGUAUCUGAACGACAACUACGACGAGGACGAGGGAGCAGAGCGCUCCCUGGUCGUCACUUUUGGAAGUCUGGGCGAAGCCAAACACGCCAUGAAAAAGUCGGCGGCGGCGUACAUUGGCAGCUCAAGUGGACUCAAGGUGUCUGAGAGGUGCAUUGAGAUGGUAGGGGAGGAGGGACAAGUUUUUCGACGGUACAAGAUCCAAGAGGGCAGGAGGGAUGCGCAAGGUAGAUUUAUACGGGAAGAAGACUUGUAUCUUGAGCUGAGCGGUGCAGAUCAGACGGUACCUGCCGAGCUUCCACCUGCGCCCGACAAUGUGGAGUCGUCUGCACCGCCAUCUCCUCAGCCGAUUACUGCUCCAGCCAUUACUGCAGUCGUACGCCAAGCUACACCAAAAGUCGCAUCAAACAAUCCCGCUCCCACGACCCCCGAACCAAAAGCUGCUCCCGGCAAACGCCGCCAGUCUGCUCGGAUUAAAGUCGAGACUCAGGCUGCUAAGGAUAUGAAGGAAGAACUACUUAAGAUCGAGCCCAAGCCCAAGCCUCAGCCUAAGCCAAGGGCUCCCGCUCAACCCAAGCCCCCAGCUAAGCCCAAAACGCCAGCUAAAGCCAAAGGCAAAGCCAAAACCUCAGCUCAAACUCCAGUCGACUUAACCCCUCACUGCACCUGUGGCGGCCUCGACGACGGUAGCCUAAUGAUCGGCUGCGAUAACGACGCUUGUCCGAUUGGUUGGUACCAUGGACGUUGUAUCGGCAUCUCAAAGCCGAUUCCCAAGAACAAAGAAUGGUAUUGUGCCAUGUGUACGAAAGAGAUGGAGAACAACAAGGAUACGGUUGUUGAAACGGCACGUGCGAAGACGCCUGUGAAGAAGAGAGGUAGCGGUGGUGGCGUAAAGACAAAGGCGAAGGCGAAGGCGAAGGCGAGGAAGAGCAAGUAG